AAGGAGAGAGGCUGUCAUACCGGAGGAGAGACCGUUAUACACGAAAGAGAGAGUAUGUGAGGGGAGAGAGAGGGUUGAUACGUGAGGGGAGAGAGAGGGUUGAUACCUGAGGAGAAAGUUUAUACCAGGAGUGAUAUCGUUUAUACCAGAGGAGGAGAGAUAGUUUAUAUUGGAGGGGGAGGAGAAAGUUUAUACCAGGACAGAUAGUUUAUACUGGAGGCAGAUAAAGUUUAUACUGGAGGAGGAGAGAGAGAUUAUACUGGAGGAGGAGAGAUAGUAUAUACUGGAGGAGGGGAGGGAUUAUAUCGGAGGAGGGGAGAGAUUAUACUGGAGGAGGAGAGAGAGUUUAUACCAGGAGAGAUAGUUUAUACCUGGGGAGGAGAGAUAGUUUAUACCAGGAGAGAUAGUUUAUACCUGGGGAGGAGAGGUAGUUUAAACCGGGGGAGGAGAGAUAGUUUAUACCAGGGGAGAGAGAUAGUUUAAAACGGGGGAGGAGAGAUAGUUUAUACCGGGGGAGGAGAGAUAGUUUAUACUGGAGGAGGAGAGAGUUUGUCCGUGGAGCGAUAGUUUAUACCGGAGAAGUAGGGAGUUUAUACCAGGGGAAAGAUGUCGUCUGCUGGGUCAGACCGAGACCAGGAUGCGGGAGCGGGAGUUAACGCAUGGCCCAGGGGACUGCCCCCCAACACCGUGUUCAUUAUCCUGGAAUCACCGGAAUCCCUCAACCUGCAGAGGGUCCUACCAGAGUCUGGUAUCGUUGUUGAUAUGGAAGAAGAUCUUCUCCCUCAGGACUCCUUCUACCAGAUAAAGAGCCAGCCAAUCAGUUCUCCAGCGAUGGCCUCCUGCUUCUCCUCCUCCUCUUCAACACUCAUGUCCACCGUGACAUCCAGGGUCCUCCUGCGCCAGGAGUUGAUGCGGCAGCAGGUGAGGGAGGAGGACCGGAAGGAGGCGCAGCAGCAGUCCCUGCACCUCCUCACCUGCUCCUCUCCGCCCAUCCCCCUCUCCCCCGGUCCCCCGCCUUGCCCUCCCCCUCAGGUCCCCCUGGAGGUGCUCAAGGUGCAGACUCACCUGGAGAACCCCACCAGGUAUCACCUCCAGGAGGCCCAGAGACAGCAGCUCAGGCACUACUGGGCAGCCACUUCAGCCAAUCGCUGCACUCCCCUACUGCCCGGCACCGCCUCCAAGCUUGUUCCCGACCCCUCCCCCCCCAGUGCUCCCCUUCAAGUUCUCAGUCUCGCCACCAAAAUAGAGCUGCUGGAUGUGUACAGCAGUGCUGGGUCAGACGACCCCAGCAUCACCACUAGCAAGAGUUCCCUUGGCAACCUGGAGUCUGCAAAGAGGGAGCCUCAAGAAGUGGAGACCAAAGUACAAGCAAAGGAACGUCAGAAGAAAGACAACCACAAUCUCAUCGAGAGACGGCGGAGAUUCAACAUCAACGACCGGAUCCAGGAGCUCGGGGCUAUGAUCCCAAGAUCAGCUGACCAGGAGCUGCGCUGGAACAAGGGGACCAUCCUGAAGGCUUCAGUGGAUUACAUCCGCCGGCUGCAGAAGGAGCAGCAGAGGGCCCGAGACCUGGAGGUCCGACAGAGGACCCUGGAGAACAGCAACAGGGCCCUGGAGCUACGAGUCCAGGAGCUGGAGCUCCGGGCAGGUAGCCUGUCAUCUCUCUCCAGCUGCUCCAGCAUCUCCUCCCUUCACCCCACCUUUGCCUCAUCAGCUCCUGCUAUGGCGGCCAUGUUGAACCCGCCCCUGGUUUCCAUGGUGAGCACGCCUCCUGACCAGGAGCCCUUGAGUUUUGCGGAGAUGGAGGACCCCCGGGGAGCCCCGCCCGUGUUCUCCCUGGACCUGCUGGGUUUGGGAGUCCUGGAGGACCUCCUGAUGGAGGAGGCUGGAGGGGCCGCCCCCCUUCCCCACGGAGCGUCCAGGGACCACGGGAGGAGGAGCCGAUUCAGUAUGGAACAGCAGGACUGAGGAGCCAUGGUGCUCAUCUACGUUACCAGGGUUCACCUGCAGUGCAUUGACGAGGGGAAGCCAUUGUAGCCUGGUUAAGGCUGUAACCAGGUUUCUUAAGGGCCGUUUGAGACCCGAGCCCGGUUAGGUAACCUGCCUCCACCUAGACGGAACCAGGGUCAGGGCAGCUAGGUAACCUCCAUAACGUUAUCCUUAUCCAACGUUAUUAAUCACGCAAACACCGUAAAUGUUAUAACUUUAGUAAUGAGUAUGUUAAUCCUGGUUUACUGAAGUGUAAUGUCUAGUAAUGAGUAUGUUAAUAAUAGUUUAAAGUACUGUAAUAGGCCUAUGCUUACACUAGUUUAAAGUACUUUAAUAGGCCAGUGAUGAGUAUGUUAAUGAUAGUUUAAAGGAGUUUAAUAGGCCUAGUAAUGAGUAUGGUAAUAAUAGUUUAAAGUAGGCCUACUGUAAAAGGCCUAGUAAUGAGUCCCUCAACGACCUAUAUGGAACAUAUGGCCUGUGUUAACUAUAUGAACUAGCUAAAUGUGUAGUUAAAGGUCCCAUGGCAUGACAGUUUCACUUAAUGAGGUUUUCUAACAUGAAUAUGAGUCCCCUUAGCCUGCCUAUGCGUAAGGAGUGAAACGAGCACUAGGUAUCCUGCUCUGCCUUUGAAAAAAAAAAAGGUUGUGCCUCGGCAGCGGGGCUCCGGUGGGAGACAAUCGUGGUUCUCCUCCAUGUCACGGUUCAGUCAACUUCAGAUUGAUGUGGAAGUGGAAGAAUCAGAGACGUCAUGAUGUCUAAUUACAGACAUCAUGAAUCUCAAACCGCAGUCGGAUUCAUAAUAGAUUCAUAAUAUCGUCUGGAGGGGCACACAGCUUUUGUCCGUGACAAUAUAUUGGCCUAUUAUAUGAUAUUGUUAUCUAUGUACAAUAUGAUAUUAUUUAUAGAGCUCCAGGACUCCCGCCGGAUCACCCGGAGUGUUAUUGAAUAUUUAGCCCACAGCACACGGCAAAAAGCUGUGCGCGCCUCGCCAUUGCGAUACAUCCACUGUAACACGAGCGCACGGUAGCCUACCGUGGCCGCAAGCACCAUCCACCUUAACCCGCCUCUAAAAAACGGCACGUUUGUGGAAAGCUCUUUGUGGGACUGGCUCAUAGUGGCUGUAAUUCUGCAACAAGGCUGAAUUAACACACUUCUCCAAGACAAGUUACUACGACACACUCUCACUCUUCUUCUUACUUGACUGUAUCACUGAGUUGAUUCAACCAUUUCAAACUGUAGAACAGUUCAGCUAUUCUAAUUUGAUCUAACUUUAUUGUGUAGGCCUAUGUAUGUUUUAUCACAUUAGCUAUUUCUUUAACUCUUAAACUUUUUUGGAUUACAACCAUUUGGAAUUUUCCAAAUGGUAUGAAUGUGUCCGUUAACUCCUCGUUUCACUUGAUGCAAGCCAUUCAACAUUUAUUUACGUCUUUAAAUAUGCAGCUUUAUUAAACCAUAUUUUCAAACUCACUUUGCACUACAGCACUCAAUGCAUUUUCUAGUGGUCGUUAUGGUCCUCAACAUGCGCGCAGAUUCAUGCGCGCAGAUGUUACUAGGGACGGGGGGGAUAUGACGCCCUCAGAUUCAUAGUGCCCCCCCCCCCCACACACACACACUGUCUAGAUAAGGCGACAAACAUAGCUGGAAAAAUUGAGGAUUAAUGUUCCGUUAGUUAGACUAAUAUAGGCCUACAUGCAGCGCGCAUUGAGAGCCAGGCGUUUGUGUGCUACGACUAAUGGUGCGUUCCCGUCGUGCAUGAAUGUCGGUAUUUCCGAGCUCCAAGUAAGAAUUUUAAUCAGAACCCCCCCCCGUGAAGUCGGAUCUCCAACUCGGAAAGUCAGAUAUUAAUCUCACCAGCCAGACAUAGAAUUCAUGUUAUAUUCUACUCAUGUAAACAGUAGUUAGUUACAUGUUUUGUUGUACGUUUGUGAGGCUGGGAAGCACUGGGAGCACUCAAAUUUGGGGUUACGUUGUUUCGAGCUCCAAGUUCCGACUUUCAGUGUAAAUUGAACACACCAUAAGGCAUCACUCUCACUCCCCAGGGUCCUAAAGAGGAUGGCACUUGCGGCUGUACCUGUUGCGGUGAUCAUUGUCUACUAUGACAGAGCGGGUGCUUCAUGAAGAAACAAAAUGAAGAAGCAAAAAACAAUCAGAGCGUUUUUUCAAAAAACAAACAUAUUAAACGGCAUUUGCUCCUACCUGAAAUAGGCUCAAUGUAAAAUAAAAGUAUUUUUAGGCCGUAGGUGAACAGCUUGAAUGUUUUUUCAUUUUUAUGUAUAAUCUUAUUUUAAAGGCACCCAGUGCAACUUUAUGUAAACAUUCAAUGAAAAAUAAACAUUCAAUUUCUAGUCUUUUUUAGACGUAGUAAGUUUCAAUAACUCCAUACCAUUACAUAUCGACAUUCAAGGAGCAAAGAUGAGACGUCGCUGUGUGGUGAGAACUGAUAGAAAAUCGAUAACAACAACAAUGCCGCCAUUUUCUUUAUUUUUUGUAACCUACAAUAAAUAAAGCAGGCUUCCAGUCAAUGGAAAAAUGGCUUCUCCGCACCGGCGAUUGUUGUUGUUUACGAUUUUCUAUCAGUUCUCACCACACAGCGACGUCUCAUCUUUGCUCCUUGAAUGUCGAUAUGUAAUGGUAUGGAGUU
Gadus chalcogrammus (walleye pollock) is the source of this 4630-nucleotide messenger RNA. RefSeq names its product transcription factor E3-like. The transcript is spliced from 10 exons. Gene Ontology annotation, cellular component: nucleus. The record is from RefSeq and is a predicted model, not a curated record. Bases 607 to 1968 code for a protein of 453 amino acids. Lineage: Eukaryota; Metazoa; Chordata; Actinopteri; Gadiformes; Gadidae. Gene Ontology annotation, molecular function: DNA-binding transcription factor activity, RNA polymerase II-specific; protein dimerization activity; RNA polymerase II cis-regulatory region sequence-specific DNA binding. Gene Ontology annotation, biological process: regulation of transcription by RNA polymerase II.